This is a messenger RNA of Zalophus californianus (California sea lion), 951 nucleotides long. RefSeq names its product sperm-associated acrosin inhibitor-like. NCBI's taxonomy places the organism in Eukaryota, Metazoa, Chordata, Mammalia, Carnivora, Otariidae. The coding region runs from base 378 to 671 and encodes 97 amino acids. The record is from RefSeq and is a predicted model, not a curated record. The transcript is spliced from 7 exons. Gene Ontology annotation, molecular function: protein binding.
CACUCUGCAGGCCAAAAUAUUUCAUUUGUAAUAGGCUGUAGAGCUGUGGGAUGAUACCAUGAUUUAACACUGAUUUGUCUGAUUGUAAAUUAUCAUUGGGUUCCAUAGAAGUUUUUUAACUAGCAAGAAGAAACAAGUGUGAAAAAGAUGAACUUAGAGCUAUCCACAUACAGUUGUCAGCAGAUGGUGCCAUAUUGCCUUCAAUGGAUCCCAAGUGGGCUGAGUGGUUUUGUAAUAUCGUUCAUUGUCAAGAGGAAGCAAAAGGAAGAUACUGGAGGAGAACAAACACAUGGGAAAACCUACUGACAGAGAAGAAAUGCAGAGAUCCCACCACUUAUUUGAACUAAGGAUGGAGAAGAUGAAGAAAUAUUACCUGAAUGAGUUGCUGCAGAAUACUUGGUAAAAUGUCUUUCUUCUUGACAUGGAUCAAAGCUAUUUUUAUCAUUGCCUUGGCAUUUCCUCAUUAUUCUGAAACUUCUUUUGAACCUUUACCAGAAAUUCGUCAAGUGCCAAGCUGUGAUGUGUAUAUACAUCAAUCACAUUUUUGCACAAGAGAAAAGGAUCCAGUCUGUGCAACCAAUGGCCAAACUUAUUCCAAUACAUGUGUUUUCUGCAGUGAACAAUUUGAAAGUGGUGGAGCAUUUGAGUUUGGUUAUUAUGGUAGAUGCUGAUUUUGCCUGAGCUACACAUCACUAUGGCUUUUAUUGUGAUCUAGUUUUGUGGUAGAUUCUACAACCAAUUAGAACUUCCUCAGUCAGGGUUUUAAAUUCCUAGAUAACCAAAGACUUCUAUGGUAUUAAGAUGGAAUAUCAGAUGUUGAAGAAUUUUCCUAAGACCCUAUGAAUGAAAGAUUUUUCUUUUCUAUGUUCAAUUAUUCAAAGACAAUUGAAAAAUUAUCUUGUGUGUUUCUUAACAUAAAAUCUAAUGCAAUUUAAAAUCAUAAAUAUUUCA